Molecule: messenger RNA, 699 nt
Organism: Theobroma umbraticum
Lineage: Eukaryota; Viridiplantae; Streptophyta; Magnoliopsida; Malvales; Malvaceae
Source: RefSeq, a predicted model, not a curated record
AUGGAGGAAGAAAAGGAAGUGAAAUUGCUUGGGAUGUGGGCUAGUACAUAUGUUAAGAGAGUGGAAGUGGCCUUAAGAGUUAAGGGAAUACCCUAUGAGUAUAUAGAAGAAGACUUGAGCAAUAAGAGCCCUCUUCUGCGACACAAUCCAGUUCACAAGAAGGUCCCCGUACUUGUCCACAAGGGAAACCCUAUAGCUGAGUCCUCUGUCAUCCGGGCAUUUAUUGACGAAACCUGGAAAGUUGCUCCUCGGCUCCUCCCUGAUGAUCCGUAUCAGAGAGCUCAAGUUCGAUUCUGGGCAAGUUUUAUUCAGCAACAGCUGUUUGAGGCCAUUGGUCGGAUUAUCACAAGCAAUGCAGAAGCACAAGAGAAACCCACAGUUGAAUUGCUUCGACAAAUGGAUGUAUUCGAAGAAACGAUAAAAGAAUUUUACCCUGAGGACAUUCAAGGAAUCCGAAAUGACAACUUAGGGCUCUUGGACAUUCUAGUUUGUGCAACAUUUGGCCCCUACAAAGCUCAAGAGGAAGUCGCUGGCGUAAAAAUUCUAGAUCGGGAAAGGCAUCCGUUUAUAUACUCAUGGGUGACAAAUUUGAACGAGGUGCCUGUGAUGAAAGAAACAACCCCUCCUCUUGAGAAGCUUUUGGCACUGCUUCAAUUUGUUAGACAAAAUGCCCUCAAAACUUCCACUUCACAAUCUUGA